Alternaria viburni is the source of this 1251-nucleotide messenger RNA. RefSeq lists its product as uncharacterized. Bases 1 to 1251 code for a protein of 416 amino acids. The transcript has 2 exons. Lineage: Eukaryota; Fungi; Ascomycota; Dothideomycetes; Pleosporales; Pleosporaceae. The record is from RefSeq and is a predicted model, not a curated record.
AUGGCAGCCCCACCAAAGGUUACUUACUCCGACAUGUUCCUCGAUAUGAUCCAGGGCAGCUCCAUCACAGUCAUUGUCGGUCAAUACCCAUCAUCUCGGACCUACACCCUUCCUGUCGCUCUACUCUGCGUUCACUCUAUCUACUUUCGCGAUCAAAUCGCUCGUAUCAACGCCACGGUGUUGAAGGAUCAUACAGCUAGCAAGAAGCGCAAACGCGCCAACUCCAACGGCGAAAAGAACGAGGAAGAGAAUGAGGUGGUGAUCAAAGAGGAGGAUGGAGAGUCUGCCAAAGAAGAAGACAAGACAGAGGAGACGAAUAACGAAGAAAAAACCAUCAGGUUGCCAGACGUCGAUCCCGCCAUCUUCGGCCUCUUCCUCAAGUUCAUCUACAAGGACACAUACCCAUCCAACGUCGACGCGAGGACUCUCCCGAACCACGCCCAUCCCUAUCCGAGGACAGCCACCGCAAACAGGGCAGCUUCCGUUCCAGCGACGACCGUAGUACUUCAGCAGCCACCCACCCAGGCGCCGUCUCACUUGCAGCUCAACGGCCCACCCGCCCAUAUCCGAAACUGGACUCCAACAAACAUGCCACCCCCUCCUAUCCCACACAACACAACCUCUCCGCAACCCAUCCCCCCUUCAAUCCACGCCUGGCUCCUCGCUCAACGCCUCGGCGCCUUGUCCUUCAUGAACCACACCAUCCAACACAUCUAUUCGGGAAUCGGUCGUCACUUCGCCCUAACCCCCUCCCUCAUCGACCACGUAUGGCGAGAAACCACACCCUCAUCCUCUCCCAUAUCAACGAUUCUAACACCGUCUCCCCUCCGCAACCUCCUCCUCCACACCCUAACAUCGUACUGGUCGCAGCCGGGCCCACAGCAGAACCCCAACGCCAUCAUCUUGCGCUCGUUGUCUGUGUCUCACGGACAAGGCCAUUUCUCGACGGGUUUGAAAGACGCGUGGGACGGGCUGUUUAAUGAGCACGAGGAUUUGAGGAAUGAGUUUAUACAUGGGCUGCAGGCGGGUCCAGGGCAAUUGGGGGUUGUGGGGGUGUAUUUCGCUACUUCGGGGACUGUGGUCGUGGGGACUGGAGGCGGGGGUGGGGAUAGGAGCGAGGCUGUGAAGGGAAAGGAGAAGGAGAAAGGUGAGGGUGUUGCAUGGGUGGAUACGGGCAAGGGGUUUAUCAUCAAGGAGGAGGAAAGUGGUGAGACGAAGGUUAUGAAUGAGACUAAGGCGACCCGUGUCUAG